Entrophospora sp. SA101 is the source of this 777-nucleotide messenger RNA. The record is from the annotation of a GenBank genome assembly. Lineage: Eukaryota; Fungi; Glomeromycota; Glomeromycetes; Entrophosporales; Entrophosporaceae.
AUGGAAGGAAUUUUAGAUAAAGAUUAUAAUAACAAUAAUUUAAUAGAAGUAAAAAUCAACACAGAUGUAAAUACACAAGAAGUUUCUCAAAAGUCCAUUAAACCACAUAAUGGGAAAUCUAUAAAAACAAUAAUUUGUUCACCAAACUUAAAAUAUGUUGCAACCUUUAGUGAAGAUGAUAAUUCAAUUGUUGGAUGGUUAGUUGAUGAUGUACAUUUGAAAAAUGAUAGAAGAUUAGAACCAGAAACAUUUUUUAGUCCUUCCAAUGAAUCACAACAAAAUGGUCAAUCAUCAAAUAUACCAAAGAUAACUUCUAUAAAAGCAGUAUCUGACCAAAAAUUUAUUGUUUUUGAAUCUAAUCUAGAUAGUUGUUAUUAUCUAUUUGUAAUUUCAUAUGAGAAUGAUCAAAUUUAUUUAUUUUCAUUGAAUUCAAAUGAAAAAAUCAGUGAAUUAACAUGUAAAACAACAUACAGCAUAAUUUUACCAAAACUAACAGCUUUUGAUCAUAAUAAUAAUGUUGCAAAAUAUUUUGUCAUCGCAAAUUCAAAUUUAUUGAUCAACAAUGGUAUCAUGAUGGCUUCACAAUGGGAUUUAACCAAAAUGAGAUUUGAGUUGCAAUAUUUUUCAGAUAUUUCAUUACCAAAUAAUUUCUAUAAAUAUAAUGAUAAUCAUGCAAUAUUUAACAAGGAUAAGACCUUAUUAGCAGUUUAUUUAUAUGUAGAAAAACAAUUAAUUAUUUAUUCAACAGCAUAUGGAACCAAGUUAACAACAUUGUAG